AUGAUCGUGCCCGUGCGGUGCUUCACGUGUGGCAAAGUGCUGGCCAACAAGUGGGAGACGUACUUGGGGCUGCUGCGUGCGGACUACACAGAGCGCGACGCGCUGGACGAGCUGUCGCUCAAGCGCUACUGCUGUCGCCGGAUGAUGCUCACGCACGUGGACCUGAUUGAGAAGCUGCUGCAUUACAAUACGGGCGCCAUUGAACGAGGCGACGAUUGA
This is a messenger RNA of Peronospora matthiolae, 219 nucleotides long. Lineage: Eukaryota; Oomycota; Peronosporomycetes; Peronosporales; Peronosporaceae. The record is from the annotation of a GenBank genome assembly.